Saccostrea cuccullata (small rock oyster) is the source of this 1125-nucleotide messenger RNA. RefSeq names its product trissin receptor-like. NCBI's taxonomy places the organism in Eukaryota, Metazoa, Mollusca, Bivalvia, Ostreida, Ostreidae. Gene Ontology annotation, cellular component: plasma membrane. Gene Ontology annotation, biological process: G protein-coupled receptor signaling pathway. The record is from RefSeq and is a predicted model, not a curated record. The transcript has a single exon. Bases 118 to 1125 code for a protein of 335 amino acids. Gene Ontology annotation, molecular function: G protein-coupled receptor activity.
UUAUUGCCGGAACAUUACACGAAUAAUCGUACCUCGAAGGAAAGCAAUGAUGCCUUUUUAUCAUUUGUUGAAAAAAAUCUUAAACCAAAAGACCUUGCAGAUGUAUUUUUGAAAGCAAUGAAUUCGACUUUUAAUUUGUCAGUUUUGUCAAAUGAAAGUACGUGGACACAAGACCACACGUUUUUCAAUGUCAUUGUUUUCAUUGACGCCCUGUCCUGCGUCUUCCUGGUGUUCGGGAACUUUUUUAUCAUUGCUCUCAUCCGGAAGAAACGGCUUCUGGGAAGGUCAACAAAUGUAUUCAUCUUUUCUAUCGCAGUGGCGGACUUCCUGAAUGGUACAGUUGCCAUACCAACGCACAUAUUAUUUCUGUAUCAAAAGGAGACGACCUACUUAUGUAAGUGUUUCCGCUUUAUGAGCUUCCUGUCGAAGACGGUGGUUCCCUAUACUAUCAUGUUUAUGACUGCGGAGAAAACAAUGCGGAUUCUGUGUCCGACCCGUGAAUUCGUGACCGUCGCCCGAUGCAUGUUCUGCACCAGUCUACUGUGGUUCUUUUCGUCCUCUUUCAACAUUUGGAGCGUGGUCCUCUUUACAUCUGUACCGCUUUCUCCCCCCAACGUUGAUCUUGGAUUUGAAGAAAGUUACAAACAAUGUGUUCUAAAUAAGCGAUUUUCCUUUCUACAUCAGUACUUUCUCUUAAUGGACCUGUUUAUAUUGUUUUUGAUACCCUUAACAGUUGUGAUUUCGCUGUUUCUGGUACUAGUCAUCAAAUACUUCACUAUUCUACGGGAGAGGAUUCUGACGUAUUUCUUCGUUGUUAAGCUUUUACUGGCUCUAUCACUCAAUGUUCUAAUUACACACACUCCUUAUCAAGUCAUUACUUUCGUAGAAAACUCUCCAGAUUUCCGAUCCCGUGAAUCCUUCUUCCUCUCUAAUCUCUUAACCAGUCUGUUUUUCACUCGAGGGAUCUGGAACCUUGUGAUAUAUGGAUACUUUAAGCAUUAUGUUUGUCAGAAACAAAAUCUAGCCAGUAUUCGGGCAGGGAACUGUCCUCCUAAAACAGAAUCAGAUAGGUUACCAUUACAAAGAAACAGACAAACCAUAACACGGCAGAGAAAUGUGAUGUAA